UUGGUGUGGUGUAUACAGUAAAUGGUCCCAUGUUUAACUGAAAUAAACGCUGCCUCUGUGUUUUAUAGCGUUACUUUGUUUUAUUUGAGUGCACUGUUUGCUAGUAUGUAAUGGUUGAAGAAGGUCCGCGAUGAGGGAACGCUAAGGUGGACUGUUACAGUCGUAGCUAGCUAGCUAACGCUGUUUAGACAGCUAACGUUAAGCUAACUCACGUUAGCUAACGCUAGUUAGCAGCUAACCCAGCGACCCCGGUGAACCUUCUUUUCCUUCCCUGCUUUUUAUGUCGCUAGCGAACUAAACACUGGAGUAAAAGCUGUGAAACCACCACUCCUCACCGAGGGAAGGCUGUUUUUCAUCCCAGGGGGAGCUGCCACUGUUUCAGCUCCUGACUCCUGUACGAUGUGCUUAUUCUGCUGAACGGUCAUGAGAGCCAUCCUCACCUGCGUCUGCUGACGCCUCGCCUCACAUCUCAACCUGAACCUGUUCUGGUCUCGUUGCCCCUGCCCCUGCCCCGGCCGGCGAUGCAGCCAUGAGCUCGGCGCUGUGGAGCCAGGAGAAGCCGGCGGGUGGCUUCCGCGAUGACUGGCGCUUCUACAUUGUGGUGAAGGAGUGUGUGGUGGAGAAGCCGCCGCAGAAAACACUGCGUAUCCCGCGUGGCAGCCUGGGCCAGGCAUGCCAGGAGCGCAACAGCCUGGGCCGCCCGCUUCCGCCCAGCAAGGGAAAGCGCAGCCUGCGCAUCCUGGACCAGACCAAUGUGGUGGUUAGCGUGGAUGAGCGGGACGUGCUGGAACUGGAUGAGAAACUGGCUGAGCUGCUGUUUCCCAUCACCAACUGCGAGGAGCGCUAUGGUCUGCUGUGCAACAAGCCACGUUUGGACAGGGCCCGCGAGAUCGACUCCGGCUCCAAAGUCCGAGUGCAGCUGCGCUCUGGUGACGAACCUCUGCCUGGAGUUGUCAGGUUUAAAGGGGCUCUGCUGCCUGACAGAGCGCUCUCUGGGAUAUGGUUCGGUGUGGAGCUGCUGGAGGAAGGUCGUGGACAGGGUUUUACUGAGGGUUCAUAUCAAGGGCAGCAGCUGUUUCGCUGUGAGGAUGAGUGCGGGGUCUUUGUUGCACUUGAUAAACUCGAGCUUUGGGAGGAUGAGGAGCUGGAGGUGGAUCAUGUGACCCUUGUGGACAACGACCCAGAAGUGGAAGGAGAGUUCCCGCCGCUGGAGGUUAACUCUCGUGUGCUGGUGCAGACUCGGGAAGGGCCUGAACGAGGAACCGUCAUCUUCUGCGACCUGUUACCUGGCAACGAAACACUGGGGUACUAUGUUGGAGUUGAUAUGGACAAUCCUAUCGGAGACUGGGAUGGCGUGAUUGACGGGAAGCUGCUGUGUAAUUUCGCCAGCCUCGAGCAUACCCGCCUCGUGCCCAUCUGUGACGUCAUGCCAGAGUACUCCAUGCAGGAUCCGAGGCUGUCCAAACCCAGCUUUACUUCGAGAGGCAGCUGUGAAAAGCCUGGUGGUCAGGGCAAACCAAAGAACAAAGGGGUAGGUCUGCAGGCUGCCAGCAGAAGCAAGUCAGAAUUUUAUUAUACUCUAAACGGCAGCUCUGUUGAUCAUCCGGCCCAGUCCAAAUCCAAAAGCACAUGGUAUAUAGAUGAAGUAGGCGAAGACCCGGCCAAGUCCCUGACUGAAACGCCUCCCGACUUCAACCAGGCCUCGCCCCCUCCCAGAGCCCCGCCCACUGCCGUCUCGCUGUCCAGCGACAACAAGUUCCACUCCUUACCCUUCAGUCUGAAUCGUAAGAGCGGGCCCAAUGGGAGCAUGAGCCAUGGACCGCUCUCCCUUUCCGUCCAAUCCGUGAUGGGAGAGCAGCAGGAGAUCCCGCCCCCUGUGACUGCCCCUUCUCCAAGGCCGUCAUCUCCUCCUAAGGGUCAGCCGGGGUUAGAGGUGGGGUCUCUGGUGGAGGUGAAGGAGAAUCCACCUCUGUGUGGGGUGAUACGCUGGGUCGGCCUGCCGCCGGGACUACUGGAGCCUCUUGCGGGGCUGGAGUUGGAAGAAGAAUGUGUAGGAUGCACUGAUGGCACAUUUAAAGGCACGCGCUACUUUACCUGUCCUCCGAAGAAAGCUCUCUUCGUCAAGUUAAAAUGCUGCCGGCCUGAUUCUCGCUUCCCUUCACAACAUCACUCGCCCAAUCCAAUCGAACGAUGCAAUUCUAUAGCAUUUGGAGGUUACCUGAGUGAAGUGGUGAAUGAAAACACUCCCCCUCGUACAGAGAAUGAUGGGCUAGAGGUGAUGGUGGGGAAGAAGAAAGGCAUUCAGGGCCAUUACAACUCCUGCUACCUAGACUCAACACUCUUCUGUCUGUUCUCGUUUAGCUCUGUGUUGGAUACCGUAUUACUGAGGCCAAAGUCUAAGACUGAUGUAGAAUACUACUUAGAGACACAGGAACUGUUACGCACUGAGAUAGUCAACCCACUGCGCAUACACGGUUAUGUGUGUGCGACUAAGAUAAUGAAGCUGCGGAGAAUCCUAGAGAAGGUGGAGGCAGCAUCUGGCUUCACAUCUGAAGAGAAAGAUCCAGAGGAAUUCCUUAACAUUCUUUUUCACCACAUUCUGAGGGUGGACCCAUUGCUCAAACUACGCUCUGCUGGGCAAAAGGUUCAGGACUGUUAUUUCUACCAAAUCUUCAUGGAUAAAAAGGACAAAGUGCUAGUGCCUACUAGCCAGCAACUGCUGGAGUGGUCCUUCAUCAACAGUGACCUCAAGUUUGCUGAGGCUCCGUCCUGUCUGAUCAUUCAGAUGCCUCGGUUCGGGAAGGAUUUUAAAAUGUUUAAUAAGAUUUUCCCUUCCCUGGAGCUGGACAUCACAGAUCUCCUGGAAGACACGCCAAGAGAGUGCCGUAUCUGUGGGGGGUUAGCUCUGUAUGAGUGCAGGGAGUGUUAUGAAGAUGCUGACAUCACAGCCGGGAAGAUUAAGCAGUUCUGCGAAAAGUGCAAUACACAGGUGCAUCUGCACCCGCGGCGUAAGACCCAUCGGUACGGAAAGCUAUCAGUGCCUAAAGAGCUGCAGGAGGGUGUUUGGCGUCAGGGUUCCUUUCCCCACCAGCAGAUGGAGCUGUUCGCUGUGCUCUGCAUCGAGACCAGUCACUACGUCGCCUUCGUCAAAUACGGCGCUGCCGACUCUGCCUGGCUCUUCUUCGACAGCAUGGCCGACCGAGACGGUGGGCAGAACGGUUUUAACAUCCCGCAGGUGUCCCCGUGUCCUGAAGUGGGGGCUUACCUGAAGAUGACUCCAGAGGAGCUGCACGCCCUGGACCCCAAAAACAUCCAGGGCUACGCCCGCCGCCUGCUCUGUGACGCUUACAUGUGCAUGUACCAGAGCCCCACCAUGAGCCUCUACAAAUAAGAAGAGCGUGAGAGAAUGGAAGGGGGGAUUAGGGAAGAAACCAAAUGGGAAGAAAAGGAGAACGCAACAGCAGUGGAGGUUGAGAGGAUUGAAGUGAAUAAAGAUGACUAACAGCUGGAUGUUGAAGGAUGUUGAGAGUGAAUAAAGUUAGCCCACCGCAGAACAUGCCUGCUUCCCUCGAGACACUGCAAAGAACCAACAAUCCUCUUUAUGAUGGUUAUGAUGAUACGUUCUGUAUAUAGUCUAUGAGUAAGAGCAGGACAAGGUGAAAGGAAAAAGCUGAUUUGCACUGUUUGUAUGUGUGUGUGUGUGUGUGUGUGUGUGUAUAUAUAUGUGUGUGUAUGUAUGUAAGUAUGGUCGAGUGCUAUUGUUUUUGUCCUCUGUGUCGCAGGCCGUGGAUGAACACUCCCCCCUCUCCCUACCCCAAAAGGUACAGUGAGGAGGAACUGCUGUAAAAAAAAAAAAUAUAUAUAUUAUAUAUAUAUAUAUAUAUAUAUAUAUAUAUAUAUAUAUAUAUAUAUAUAUAUAUAAUACUCAUUUGAAGGUGAGCUGAAACAGCUGAACGAUCUCUAUAGCACAUCAAAACUAGCCACACAGUAAAUGGAACAGGACCCAUCCAUCUUUGCCUGGACGGACACGUCUCUAUCUCUCUAUCCCUCUAUCUCUCCAUAAUAUUCCUCCAUAAUAUAAAUGGAAUAAUGCUCAACCAGGAGUCCUCACCCCACAUCCUCUGUACUUAUAAACCCAUUCUCCAAACCCAUCAACUGCACGGCAAACCUGUUUACUGUAGAUUCUGAUAUCUAGUGUCUCUGCUACUGGUUUCAGCCACCAUAUUUUGCUGUGACGUCCUUGUCCCGUGUACAAACCUACAGCGCGGUAGAGGUGUACGGAAGAUUGAAGGAGGAGACCCUUGGCUCAGCGUCCAUGCAGCGUGCGACUGAGACUGAGAGUAUUGAUUCAUUAAGCACACAGAGUAUUUUUAAAUGCAGUUUGGUAAGCUUUUGUGAUUUUUUUUUUUUUUUUUUUUUUUUUUUUUUUUUUUUUCUCCCAGUUUGUUCCGAGUGUUCACAUCUUUGGCCUUUUAAGAAAUGGAUUUCAAACUGAAAUUUUGGCUUUACCUGCUGGGUAUGAAGAAAUAAAUCUAUAUAAAGUCAUGCUUAAUAUAAUACCUGCUAAAAUAUUGCUCUAUAUAAGUAUAUAUGCGUGUAAACGCGAGAGCAGUGUUGUAUGGCACAGCCACCAAACCAUGUUUUGGGUUAGCAUUGGAAACAAACAGCAUCGAAUCCUAUUCAAACUGCAAGAACACAUUAUUAACAGCAUAUUGCAUAGCUGCAUUAUAUAGUCAUGAGAGAAAAUUAGGAAACCCCAUGAAUUUUUCUUUUGUCUUUUUGAAUAUACCAAUUCAGUUUAAUAGGAAAAGCUGACAACAGACUAAAACAUUGCUAACUGAAGUAGCGGGGUUUAAACACAACACUAAAUGAACCAUUGACUGACUUUUAUUUUUCAAAUUAAGCUCAAACAUUUAUAGGAUUAAACAUGCGCAAAAAGACAGAUUUUUUUUUUUUACCAACGACUUUAUCUCAUGAUUUUUUUUUUCUCCCAGUCCACUGAAAGUACAAACCAAAUUGGUGUCAAACAAUAUUUAUCAUGAUGCAAGAUCAGCAUUCUAGUGUAUUGUAUUCUAGACCUUGUUUUUGAGGAAACUCAGGCCCGUUUACAACUGGUCACUUCAUGUGUCUAAUAUCUAGAUUGUGUAUUGAUAAGAUUUUUGCACCAUGCACCAUCUGAAAAGCACCUAAAAUGUUUUCUUGUUUUUACCAUAUUUUGACCAUUACAUGUUCAGUUGAAUAAUUUUAAGUGUUUUCAUUUUGUCAAGGCUUCUAAGUAAUUUUAAUUCAUAAAAUUGCCUCUGAAUUAUUUAAUAUAAGGGUGAAAAGCCUUAGAAUUUGGGUAUGUAAUUUCAGGUGGAAAUUGGUAAAAUUAGGCUUGGAGCUUAAGGUUAAACAUGUUCAAAAAGACAAAAUUAUAUGUUUUUUUUUAUGCAGUGUCCUAAUAUUUUCACAUGUUCACAUGAAUUCACGUUUUUUUCCAGUGUGCUGGAAGUACAAAUCAAAUUAGUGUCAAACUAUAUUUAUUAUGAUGCAAAAUCAUCAUUCUAGUGUAGUGCGCACAUCCCAUCAUGCAUAGCCCGUUUACACCUGGUCACUUCAUGUGUCUAAUAUCUAGAUUGUGUCUUGAUAAGAUUUUUGCACCAUGCAUUUACAGCCUGUUUACUCCUGGCAUAAACAUGCAUUUUUUCUAAAUGAUUUACGUUCAGAUUAGACAGUUCAGAUUUUUAUAUAUAUAUAUAUAAAUACUGAUCCUCUUCCUCUUUAUGUGACCCGGUAACUAUUUUUGUGACACCAUUUUGCCACCUGUCCUAAUGCCAAAGAUAGAGGAGACAAAAGAAGCUGCUUUUAAUAGCAAACAAAUUAGUUUCCUACAAAGAGUACACUAGAGAUACACACUUUUAAGAUCUUGCAUUAGUUCACAAUUCCAGCAUGAUGAGUCCUGGCAUUGUCCUUUUGGAAUAGGCCUGUUCCAUCAGGGAAGAAAAAAUCCAUUGAUGGUAUAACCUGGUCUAUAUUCAUUAUAUUCAGGUAGUCAGCUGACCUCAUUAUUUCAGCACAUACUGUUGCUGAACCUAGACCUGCAGACCAACUGCAGCAUCAACCCACAUCAUUUACUUACUUAAAUCCAGGCGUCUUUUUUUUUUGUUGGCCAGGCAGUGUAAUUCUGAUAUUGAAGUUGGAUUGGAGGUGACCAGGUGUAAACUAGUUAUUAUAAUAUCUCCCAAUUAAAACCCACAGUUCUGAUUGUGGUUAACUGUGCCAGGGUUUGGUCUGUAUCUACAGUGCUUGGCUAGGAGUCAAUGGAGUUUUAAUCAAACACAAUCAAAUGAGAGGUAUAUGGAAGUGGACAGUAUGGAAAUAUCACAAUGCGUAGAGAAAAAAAACAUAACACCUGCAUCUAGAUUUGAAAAUGUAAAACAAAUGCCAUGCACCACUAGUGCCGUAUUUCAGAAAUUCUGUUUAAACUAUGGUUACCAUAGCUUUACAUUCAAUUAUGCUUGGACUGCCAGCUGGAUUUAAACAUGCAACAAGAAAUAUAUGGAAAAACACCUUUUUUUUUUUUUUUUUUAAUAAAGUACAGCUGUCGGAUUUUAUGAUGAUGUAUUUCCCAGCUCUACAAAGGUUACACAGUUUACAAACAUGGUUAAACUGCUGGUCUAGGGUCAGUUUUUGUCUAUAAAGUAGGAAAAAAGGAGUGUUUGUCCCAGACUGGUAAUCAACUCCUUUCCUUCCAACAUUCCCUUCCAAAAACUCAUCCUAGAUCAGCAGGUGUGGUCUAAUGUUUCCAGAAAGAUCCUCAGUGGCACUGUAGCUCCCUGUUGGAUUCAGCAUCAUAAGUAUGAUCAUCACUGAGACGGUAAAUCUGGAAUCACGGUAUAGAUUGUGGAGUUGUUGACGCAACCUUGUGUACUGGGCACACAAGCCAAGCAUUGCUUAUUACUGGACAGCAUGGAUGGAGUGAAAUGAACUGUAUAGGCUGGUAAUGGAGCUUUCAUGUUGUUCAGGGAGAAUGGGCUGUAACUCGUGUACCUGUUCAAAUCGAGCCCUGGUUAAGUUUCUUCUAUUUGUGCUGUUCUUGUAAAUGUUAACUAAAUUAAAACCCCAUUUUGAAAAGAAA
Messenger RNA from Astyanax mexicanus (Mexican tetra), 7120 nucleotides. RefSeq names its product cylindromatosis (turban tumor syndrome), a (gene cyld). Gene Ontology annotation, molecular function: K63-linked deubiquitinase activity; cysteine-type deubiquitinase activity. The coding region runs from base 530 to 3391 and encodes 953 amino acids. The record is from RefSeq and is a predicted model, not a curated record. Gene Ontology annotation, cellular component: cytosol. The transcript has 17 exons. NCBI's taxonomy places the organism in Eukaryota, Metazoa, Chordata, Actinopteri, Characiformes, Acestrorhamphidae. Gene Ontology annotation, biological process: regulation of intrinsic apoptotic signaling pathway; protein K63-linked deubiquitination; positive regulation of extrinsic apoptotic signaling pathway.